AGAGCUAUCAGCCAUUUAGUAACGUCAGUAAUUCAUUCUUUUUUUUGCAUUUCAUGUUUUUAUUUCUGAUAAGGAAAUUAUUUGGCACUGUAGAUGAUUUCGGCAGUUUUGUCAAAAUGUUUCUGUGAGGUUAGUGUGAUAAUUUCCCCAGUUCAACUCGUAUACAUGUUAAGUUGCAUGUCGCGGGAGACUCUGUUGAUUGCACCCAAAAAUUAUGCUGAACCUGAUAAAACCAACAAGAACUGCUGACUUGAGAAGAUUAUGUCAGAAUUUUUUUUUAGUUCCAUUUUGAUAAUUUGAUUCUGGCUUAUGAUAUGAGUAUGAGAGCCAUUAUUUUUCGUUACAUCACCGAUGAUACCCCCAAGAUCAACAUGAACUUGUAGAAUAUGAAUUAGAGUGCUGAACCCUCUUGUGUGGUAAUAUUAAAUAUUUGUAGAGUAGGCUCUCUGAUAUAAGUUCACAGUGAUAAGCUCGGCUAGUGGCGGGCUGUAUCGGUUUGAUUCCGUGUAUCAUUAAACGACUCGGAAUCGUGAGGGAUUCCUUUUUCCUAGGGAAGUUAUCAUCCCCCACGUGCCAGCUAGCAGUCAGAGCUGGGAGGAUUACAUUUCAGGAUUUGUCAUCUGUGAAUGUAAAAAUUUAAAGUUUUAGUUUUUGUGAAUCCCUGUUCUUAAAGGAUAUACUCCGUUUUUCUGAUGGUUUGAAAAAUCAUUACUUUAAGCUAUAGAAACAAAGGAAAUUCAGUAAUAUAAAGACCAAAAUAGGCCGGCAGGGUUGAUUGGAAUCGAUGAUGUAGAUAUUAAAGAUUAGCCAUGUCUAGAGACAGAUUGUACCCUAAUUGACUGCUCAAGUUCUGUGAAUAAAAUAUGAAUGUGAAGGCUUUGCAGCAUCAAUUCGACAACAACUUGGCCCACAAUUCAUGUCAGCACCAACGCAAAGUGAUUAAUUUACAAAAAUUGGACAAAAAACGGCAGAUUAGCCAGUCUCUGUCGUGGAUUAGUCGGAUAAAACAGCGGCUGUGGGGACGCGAUGGAAAUCCGACGGGAGGAAGCCAGAGCAGCAGGAGGAAAUCUUCUGCAAAGGAGGAGGGAAAGGAUGAAAAGUGUUCCACCCUGCCUCGAAAUGUCCGUCUAGGUAUUGUACAUGAAAAUCCUAGAAUUCUGUCGGAUGGCGAGAGUGAAGAAAUCUCAGGAACGUCUAGUGAGGACUAUGUCUCCCCGGUUAAACUACGCAACCGACCGCGACGAGCGAACGAUUCACCAGGUAUGGAGGGCAGACAUGACUACAUUUCUCCCGUAAAGUUACGCAACAGGCCCCGCCCAAGUACCAGUGAUGAGGUCGCCAAGAGACUGUCUUUGCCGGCGGACAUGAGACUUCCUGGUCACUUUCUGACUCGACAGAGUCUGAGUCCAGAGGGCAUGCUCAGUAGACGCUCGAGGAGGAAAUCUCUGUCUGAAAUUGGUUUCGGGAAAAUAGAAUCGUACACCAAACUAGAUAAACUGGGAGAGGGUACCUAUGCCACUGUGUUCAAAGGAAAAAGUCGACUGACGGACAAUUUGGUCGCGCUGAAAGAAAUCCGUUUGGAGCAUGAGGAGGGCGCUCCCUGUACAGCUAUACGGGAAGUUUCUUUACUCAGGGAGCUGAAACACGCCAACAUCGUCACGCUUCACGACAUCAUCCACACCGACAAGUCUCUCACUCUAGUCUUUGAAUAUCUGGAAAAGGAUCUCAAGCAGUAUAUGGACGACUGUGGCAACAUCAUGAGUAUGUCCAAUGUUAAGAUAUUCUUAUUUCAACUCCUGCGGGGGCUAUCGUACUGCCACAAGAAACAAGUUUUACAUCGGGACCUCAAACCACAAAACUUACUCAUCAAUGAACGAGGCGAGCUCAAGCUCGCUGAUUUUGGAUUAGCUAGGGCAAAAUCUAUACCAACCAAGACGUACUCCAACGAAGUUGUUACGUUAUGGUACAGGCCUCCCGAUGUACUUCUUGGCUCCACGGAAUAUUCUACCCAGAUUGACAUGUGGGGUGUAGGCUGUAUUUUCUACGAGAUGGCCUGCGGUCGCCCCCUGUUCCCCGGCUCUACGGUCGAGGACGAGCUCUACUACAUUUUCAAGAUCUUGGGGACACCCACGGAGGAGAACUUUCCAGGAAUCUCCAAAAAUGAAGAGUUCCUGUCCUACAACUUUUCGCAGUAUGAAUCUGAAAACCUCAUCAAUGUCGCUCCAAGGUUAGAUAGUGAAGGACUGGAUCUACUGUCUAAACUGCUUCUGUAUGAAGCCAAGAGGAGAUCAUCUGCUGCUGAAGGGAUGAGACAUGCCUUCUUCAACAGUUUCGGACCAAGCGUUCAUCGACUGCCAGACACUGUCUCUAUUUUUACUGUACCCGGUAUUGUUUUACAUAAAGAUCCUGGAAUGAGGUCGUCCUCCCUUGCUAAUUCAGGGAAAAUUCGUCGACAGAGUAUGUUAUUUUAAUGUGGACUGAAAACUUGUGUGAUAACAGUGGUGUUGUCAUGGAGACAGUCAUGUGAUCACCAUGUGAUAAAUUUGUAGCUAUUCUUUGUUGUGACCUUGUGAAUGUGAUAAAGAUCACCAUAGCAACCAAUGCCCCGUGGUCAUGUGAUGACAUAUUUACCCAGAAACACCCACACUAUGGAAUGAGUGGCACUUUUAGGGAGAGAUCUGAUUGGACAGAAGUACACAAGUUUUACGCAGUCACUUUGACUGUUUUAUCUAACCGACUGCCCGUCGAAGGAAUCAAGAUCUCCAUGUAGAAACCAGCACAGCAUAUCACGGACACUACUUAGUCGUCAGGGCUAGCAUUGCCCCCGUUGGAGGCCUCACACACUGUAGUUAGGUUCUAUGGGCCCUUACUUCUGUUGCACCUCUUCUUGUAUUGAACUGUCUUGUCACACCUCAUGAAGUCGAUAGCCAUCUGACAAAGGACCAUGCCUCAUCAACCUCAUCCUCGACCGGAAUCAGGACACUCCUCACUCAGACCAAGCUAAUUCGCCUGCCUGUUGUUUUGUUUCCAGGAAUACUCUGUGAUGAACUGUCCCCCGUGUUAGUUCACUCUAAGAUCUCCAGAAAUAAACCUGAGUAAUUCAGGUACUACAACACGACAGUGGGAUUAUUAGAUUUAUUUGAUAACCUCUGAUAUUAAAGGCUGAACUUGAUACACAUAUACUGAAUGGCUCAGUUCUGUGGAUUAUUUUAAUGGACAUCCUGACGAUCUGAAAAUGUAAUUUUUAAUUCAGUGAACCAUUGAGAGAUAUCUUAACAUGGGGGUCUAACAUAUUUUUAUUUACAAGAUAUUAUUUAGCUCUGUUUAAACACGUUACAACCUGUGUGACACUCUGGUGUAAUUUAUGUCUUGUACCCGCAGUUCUCUAAUGAUAUUGACUUCAAGAUUCAGGGUAGUUACACGAGUGUUCAUAUCAAGAGUUUUUCUGAGUCAGUUCUUAUACCAAUAUGUAAUGAUUUGUUCUCAGAAAAUGAGAUGAAAAUGAACUGUCAUAUGAUUUAUGCCCCCCCCCCCUUUAAUGUUUAGUAUUGUACUUUGUAACUUGCUCUAAAUGAGAAAAAAAAAAUAUAAAGAAAAAGAGAUAAAAAGAAGUAGAACCUAGAAUUCUUUGGUUUCUGGUGAACUAUGUACAGCCUGUUACCUGGAGCAGUUAUUUGGUGUGGAAAAUUGUGUCAAAUAAGAAGGAAAAAAAUAUCUCAAAAUGUAUAAAUGUUGACAAUGUCUUUGAUUAACGGACCGAAAAUUUUGUUGAGUUAUUUUCUUUUUUUUCCAAUAUGAUAAUUUAUUUUCUGAAGCACAAUGUAUCUGCAUGUCACAUUUUUUUUAUACAGAUUGGAUUGAUUUGCCAAUCAUGACAUUUCAUGUUCAUGUAAAAUAUGAAGAUAUCAUCAGCUGAUGUGAAAUUUCACCAUCAAUUCAUGUAUUCAUAUUUUUUUUCUCUCUGGUGCCUAACGUUCAUUUUGUCAGUGCCAUUUUUGUAUCAAAGGAUAUCAGGUUGAUUUUGUAAGCAUUUAGCUGUCAUAUAUUUUACUAGGAUAUUAAUAUGCAUUAAAUUAACUCAACCUGAA
Messenger RNA from Magallana angulata, 4088 nucleotides. RefSeq names its product cyclin-dependent kinase 17-like. Gene Ontology annotation, cellular component: nucleus; cytoplasm. Gene Ontology annotation, biological process: protein phosphorylation. Gene Ontology annotation, molecular function: ATP binding; protein kinase activity. The transcript has 17 exons. The record is from RefSeq and is a predicted model, not a curated record. Bases 864 to 2471 code for a protein of 535 amino acids. Lineage: Eukaryota; Metazoa; Mollusca; Bivalvia; Ostreida; Ostreidae.